This is a messenger RNA of Pseudophryne corroboree (corroboree frog), 2039 nucleotides long. RefSeq names its product immediate early response 5 (gene IER5). Lineage: Eukaryota; Metazoa; Chordata; Amphibia; Anura; Myobatrachidae. The coding region runs from base 127 to 948 and encodes 273 amino acids. The record is from RefSeq and is a predicted model, not a curated record. The transcript has a single exon.
AGACGCGCGCCCGCGUUUACUUGGCGCUGGGAUCUGGUCGGAGUGGUCGCAGUACACAGCCGAAACACGACCGCCGCAACGCUGGGCAACGAAGCCACGCCAGCCCGCCGCUCCCGAGGCCACAAGAUGCAACGCGAAGCCGCAGCCGAGCCGGAAGGCAGAGAGACGCACCCCGGGCUGGGCUUCCGCCUGGAGGCGCACCGCAUCGUCAGCAUCUCGCUGGGGAAGAUCUACCACUCCCGGGUGCAGCGCGGCGGCAUCAAGCUGCACAAGAACCUGAUGGUGUCGCUGGUACUGCGGAGCGCCCAGCAGGUGUACCUGAGCCAGACCCCCGAGGAGCUGCACCCGGACUACGCGCUCUACCAGGGCCCGCAGGACUGCAGGGGGCCGGAGAGCUGCUCAUGCAGCGGCGCGGAAGAACGGCCGGAGGGGGACCCUGCGUGUGAGCUGCGGGAGACCCGGACCUGUCCCGCACCUCGGCCGUGCCGACAGGAGGACGCUGCCCACUCCCCCCACGGUGGUCCCUGCUGCUCCUGCCCGCUGUCCGACUCCAGCCGAGCCUGCCCGACCCCGCACCCGCAGAGCCGGGAACCCGAAGUCGAUCACCCGGAGCCUCCCAGUCCUUGCUGCCGAAAGAGAAGCGGGGGGAGCACGCCGGACGGUCCGGCCACCAAGCGGGCCCGGCGGGAGCAGAGGGAGCAGGAGGUGCCGGAGCCCGGGGAGGAGGUGGAGGAGGAGAUGGAGACGGAAAACGUGGCCAAUCUUAUCAGUAUCUUCGGCUCCAGUUUCUCGGGACUGCUGACCAAGGAGCCGGGAGCGGAGGGGUCUGCUGAGCCGGGGCAGGAGGUGCAGGAACUGGACUCUGCUGCCCCCACAGGACAGAGCUGCAGCGAGCCGGCCAUCAGCGCCAGCAUCACCCCCUGGAGCACGGCCAUAGAGGCCUUCUGAUGCCCCCUCCCCCCGGGACUGGCUGAGCGGACUGCAGCCUCGCUGUCCCGUGUUACCUGUCUCAUGUCUGCCCUGGAUAACGUGGCUCAUGUUCCAUAACGGAUUUGAGGGGAAGGCGGUGGCCUGAUGUUCCCACCCCCCGUCCCGGUGCCAGCACCAAGCUGCCCCAUGCAUUGCUGCUGCAGACAGGGAGCGGGCUGCCUUACUGCCCGGACACUGGCCAUGGCUAGAGAGGGUGCUGCUGGUGCUGGCAUCGUUCACUGUACCAUCAAUGUCUGACUGUGGAGGGGAGGUGGAGGGAGAUUGUCUGGCACCAAAUGGGUUAAAUGUAUAUCCCAUAGCAACUAUAAAUUUUGGAGCUGGGACCCCCUGCUCCCUACUUAUACCUUCCCCCCCCCCCCCCCCCCCCCCCCCCGAUCCCCCUAUUCUGUUGGCCACCACGUGCACGGGGAGUUCCCCACCACUGAGUGGGGGAGGGGAGGGAAGUUCCCAACACUACUCAUUGUUAUUCCACCACCCAUUGUGUGCUGGGGCCGUACAGUCAGUGUGCACAGCCACUCCUUUAUGUUACAUGCCCCGACUUGUGGGAAAAAUACCAAAUAACUGACAACAGCCGGGAGCUGCCGGCUGCAGCCAUUGUUCCUGCCCAGCCUGGAUCACUGCAUGCCCCAUUGUUCAGAGGGACCAUUCUGGCAUCUAUAUAGUUAAAUAUAUAUCUCCUUUUGGUGCCCAGGCAUUUCCCAGUAUCGCCUUCCCAGCAGGAGCGGCCCAGACAUGGUUACUGGUCUGUAGAAGCAUGAGGAAGUGACUGUUCAGUGUUUAUUUGUGUUAACUUUGGGACAUGCAAAGCCCUAUAAGUAUAAUGUAUAUGUAUUUCAAGACAGCUGGUCAGACUUGGUGCUUGUGAUUUCAUACAGCUCUGUCCAUACCGCAGGACCCUCCUGCCUUUGUUUUAGAAGGUGGGACGUCUGGCAAGAAGUAAUUACCAUUGGAGUUUACAGUGUUUUUAAUGCACAAUGCUGUAACUUGGAUUUCUGUAUAAAAUGACAUUUCUACGUGUUUGACACGUAUUAAAUAUUUUGAAAAGUUAA